AUGUCUCCCAAUUUACCAAAGAUUGAUGGUGUUUUAAAAUCCACAAUUAAGCAAGUCCCAGUUACAUGUCUGAAGUUUAUUGGGAAAUAUGUUAUUGCAGCAAUUGGUGGUGAUUUACACGUUUUUAAGCCACUUAGCAGAGUAUAUCAACAGUUUGAGAGAAUCUAUAAACUUGAACUGUUUUCUUCACAGUACAUCUAUGGAAUUAUACCCAAUAAUUUUAAAAUUAUUGUUUUUGGAGGUAGAAGAGUUGCGUUCAUUGAAACAAAACAGAAGUUCUCUUGCAUAUCAGUAAAAACAUCAUGGAUUGUCGAAGAUUGGAUAUUAGACAGUGUGUGGAUUAGUGAUUUUGAGGUGGCAAUUUUAACUGCUCAUAACGUGUUGUUAUUGUACCAAUGUUUUCCAUCAAUUGAAGUUGUGUCCAGAAUAAAUUGUAUAGACCAAUGUAUUUUAUAUUCGGGAAAAAUUCUCAAUUCCAAAUGGGAAGAGCUCAUAGUUUUAUCUGGCACUGUCUAUCAAGAGGUAAUAAUAUGGUCGAGUGGGAGGUCUGUUUCUGAUGAGUAUCCUGUCAUUCAUAGAUUGAAAGGGCACAAAGGUGUUAUAUUUUCUAUAUCAUAUGAUGAGGAAACUCAGCGAAUAUGUUCUACAUCUGACGACAGGACUAUAAGAGUUUGGACUGUGAAAUUUCCUGGUUCCAGCUCUUUUAUUGAAAAUUGGAUAAAUGCUGAAAUAACUUUGAGUUUUAGUGCAUUUGGCCAUUUGGCAAGAGUAUGGAGAAGUGUUUUUAUACCAGAGGGUCAGCUUGUUUCUGUCGGGGAGGAUUCUCAAAUUUGUCUCUGGAAUAGGAGCGGUGAACUUUUGAGUCGAUGGGAACAUAAUGGUGAAAUAUGGUGUUUGGAUUAUUCUAAUUUCCAGGUUGCGGUUGGUGGAAAUGGCAUUAUAGUGAGACCUAUCCAGCCUUUGCCAGAUCUGGCUUCUAUAAAAUUGAGUGAGGACUUUGGUUUAAUGAGAAACAUCGUAAUAAAUAAGAAUGGUGAUAGGAUUAUAAUAACUGAAAGAGGCUGUUUAAUAUUAUACAAUAAUGAUAUCUUAGAUUAUAUUGAAGACAAACAAUUUUGCAGUUAUUGUGUUUUGUCUAUAUCACCCUCCAGGGAAUAUGUUGUACUUGGUGGAAUUCAUGGUGACAUUAAACUUUUCAAAGUUUUAGAUAGCAAGUUAACAGAAUUAUGUAAAACAAGUAUUACUGGUCGAGUUUUCUCACUUUCUUGGUCUGACAGCAGCACAAUAGUUUCUAAUGGUCUUGAUGGCUCACUCUCAGUUUGGGAAUUGGUUGAAACUGGUGAUAACAUUAACCUGGAACAGAAGAAUUCUUACGUUCUACCAUAUUCUAAAGAGCGUUGGAUAACAUGUGCUGCUUCCCUUGAAGAUUAUCUAGUUUGUGGUGAUAGAAUGGGAUCUAUUCAUCUCUUUUCAUCUUUAACUACUAUAAAGGACCCAGUUGAUUCUCUUCGUAGGCUUCAUGAUGUCAAAGGUGUAAGUGACAUUAAACACAUUAAUGGAAUCACUUAUUCUACUGGAAGGGAUGGAACGCUGAGAGAAUUCACCAUAAAAGAUGAUAAACUGGUUUUAGUAUCAACAUUAAAAUUACCGAUGGAUUGGUCUACUUCAGUUGUCCACUCUGAUAGCUAUGGAUUAAUCAUUAUGGGAUUUCAUGGUUCAAACUUCGUUUUAUGGAAUGUCGAGGAAAGGAUAACACUGUUACAAUUGGACUGUGGGGGUGGUCACCGUUCUUUUGAUUGCAUCGUUGAUGGAAACCUUGGAAAUUUAGUUAUAAGUUUUAUAAGAAUGAAGGAAAUGAAAUAUAUUUGUUGUCCUGUAGAAGCUGUCUCUCAUCAAACGGUUCUUGCAGGGUAUCAUAAAAAGGCUAUCAAUUGUUGUUGUUUAUUGUCAUUGAAAGAAGAUGGAAUGGCUUCUAUAUUGACAGGAAGUGAGGAUAAUUCUAUUAGACUUUCCUUGAUUGACCAGCUAGAUUGGAAGUGUUCCUCGUCCUAUUUAAGGCAUAUAUCUAGUGUCAGAGCUGCUGUCUUAGUAGAUGAUGUACUUGUAACAGCGGGAGGGAGAGCUCAAAUGAUACUCUGGCAUGUCCAAAAUUAUUCUGGUGAAACUAGGCUUCAAGAAAUUGAUUCUCAUAUGAUACGAGAAGAGUCUGAACAUCGAAGAUCUUGGAGGACAGCUGAACCUCUUGUUGACCCAGAAAUGAGGUAUAUGGAUUUAAAAAUUGUAAAACAGAGUGAUGGCAUUUAUUCCAUAUUUUCCAGUUGUUCUGAUGGAAUGUUAAGAAUUUUCAGUUAUGACAAGGAGGAUAAAAAGCUUUGUUUAAUCAAUUCACUGGAAAGCAAUCAGGGCUGCUUAUUAAAGAUAUCGACUUUCCAGUGGCAAGAUGAGCUAGUUGUUGUUACCGCAGGAACCAGUGGAAGUGUUUCUUUUUGGUACGUUCCAUACAAUAAAAUACCACAACGUAGUCAUUCGUUACAUUCCUUGGGUAUUAAUAGUAUGGAUCUUACAUUAAAUAAAAAACAUUUGAUUCUUUGCACUGGUGGUGACGAUACAGCUCUCGUCUUAACAGCAUUUUCAUUGGAAAAGAAAGGGAAGGAGUCGAUUACUUUUAGCCUUCGUGAACAUGUUCACUACUGCCAGAUUACAGGUUUGAAAAUCACCCAAGAUUAUAUCGUUAGUAUUGGAUUGGAUCAGAAACUGUGUUUAAUCAAUUGGUCAUUUGAUGGAAAUUUCUUCAAAACUUCUAUCCUUACUAUAUUCAACAGCACUGUUCUCGAUAUUCAUGGUUUAUUAACGUGGCCAAUAAUAAAUAGUGAUCAAAUGAAGAUACUUGUUUUUGGAAGAGGUUUUGAAGUACUUCAUUUCGACAGAUCAAAAAUUUUUUCGUCGAAAUAG
Messenger RNA from Nezara viridula (southern green stink bug), 2952 nucleotides. Lineage: Eukaryota; Metazoa; Arthropoda; Insecta; Hemiptera; Pentatomidae. The record is from the annotation of a GenBank genome assembly.